Messenger RNA from Candoia aspera, 4899 nucleotides. RefSeq names its product FAD dependent oxidoreductase domain containing 2 (gene FOXRED2). NCBI's taxonomy places the organism in Eukaryota, Metazoa, Chordata, Lepidosauria, Squamata, Candoiidae. The record is from RefSeq and is a predicted model, not a curated record. Gene Ontology annotation, molecular function: flavin adenine dinucleotide binding; monooxygenase activity. The transcript has 9 exons. Bases 220 to 2274 code for a protein of 684 amino acids. Gene Ontology annotation, cellular component: endoplasmic reticulum lumen.
GGCGCGCGAGGCGGGCUGUUCCUGUCCAGGGUCUCGCGGCGUGCCUUCGGGCUGCUUCUGCCUUGGAGGAGCUGGAGGGCCAUGGCCUCGACCAUGCUGGUCUGGCGCGCCUUGCUGCAUGCUCGCGCUAGGGUCUGAGACUUCCCUAGCAGCUCCGCUGCCAGCGGAGACUCAGUUCUCAGAAGUGCCUUGAACAACUUAGCCACCUUAACCAGUAAUAUGGUGCUGUCAUUUCUGAAGUGUGUGCAAGAACUUUUGCUAGUCUUUGCCUUGUCCAUAGCCUCUUCCUGGUGUAAUGGCUUUCUCUACCAUGACUAUUGUAUUAUUGGGGCUGGCCCUUCAGGCUUGCAGAUGGCCUAUUUCCUUCAGCACGCAGGUCGGGACUACGUUGUCUUUGAACGUGGAAGUACACCAGGGCGCUUUUUCACCUUGUAUCCCCGUCAUCGAAAAUUGAUCAGCAUCAAUAAACGUUACACUGGCAAAUCCAAUAGUGAAUUCAACCUUCGCCACGACUGGAACUCAUUACUUAGCCACAAUAGCCAACUGCUUUUUCGACACUACUCUCAGGAUUUCUUCCCUGAUGCAGAUGCUAUGGUGCAUUAUCUGGCUGAUUUUGCUUCCAUGCUAGACCUCCAGGUGCACUAUAACACAUCCAUUGUACUUGUGAUGCUGGAAAAAGACCCCAAAGCUUGGAAUGGUCAUUACUUCAUCCUUACUGACCAAAAUGCUCAGAGUUACAAAUGCAGUGUCCUUUUGGUGGCCACAGGUAUGUGGAUUCCUCACAAGGUGAACUUUCCAGGUUCAGAAUAUGUUGAAGGUUAUGAAUCUGUGUCAACUGACCCAAAAGAUUUUGUUGGUCAAUCUGUAUUGAUCUUGGGUCGGGGAAAUUCUGCGUUUGAAACAGCGGAGAACAUUUUGGGUGUCACCAAUUUUGUACACAUGGUAGGCCGCUCUCGAGUUCGUCUUUCUUGGGCUACUCACUAUGUUGGAGAUCUGAGAGCAAUUAACAAUGGCCUCCUGGACACAUACCAGUUGAAGUCUCUGGAUGGACUUAUAGAGGGUGAUCUAGAAGACCUAGUUCUCAUCAAAGAUAGAAAAGGAAAGCUGCAUAUCACCCUCCGGUUCUACUUGGAGAACAGCAAUAGCAGUGACCCAGAAUCUGUCACUCUUCCACAGGAUGAAUUAGACAACUUUGCCACUCGUGCACCUUAUGACCGUGCCAUUCGCUGCCUGGGCUGGAAGUUUGACUUUUCCAUAUUCAACAAGUCUGUUGGCUUGAUGCAAGGUAAAGGCAAUAAGAAGAAGUAUCCUUUGAUCAAGCCCAGCUAUGAAGCCAAAGCUACUCGAGGUCUCUUUCUUCUGGGAACUGCAAGCCACUCAGCUGAUUUUAGGAAAGCUGCUGGAGGUUUUAUUCAUGGGUUCCGAUACACAGCCCGUGCAGUUCAUCGCUUGCUGGAAGUCCGUCACCACAACGUGCCCUGGCCAGCCUCCAACUACCCCGUUGUGCAGCUAACAAAUGCUAUUGUCAGGCGGGUGAAUGAGGCAUCAGGGCUCUAUCAGAUGUUUAGUGUGUUGGCAGACAUCAUUCUCCUGAAAGAGAAUGCUACAAAAUUUGAAUACCUGGAGGAGUAUCCAGUUGGAGUCCUACAAGACCUGGAAUGGCGCACAGGGAGAAAGGUGCAGAAUGGACUUUUUGUCAUUAUGAUGGAGUAUGGAAAGAACUUCUCUGGUCCUGACAAGGAUGUCUUCUACUAUAACCGUGCAGUAGGGGAGCCACAGCAUGCUUGGCAGUCUAACUUCCUGCAUCCUGUUAUUUAUUACUAUAAGCAGCUUCCCACUGAAUGCGAGAUGAGGCUUUGCUCACCAGAUUGGCCCCUGCCCCGCCCAGAAGCAAUCCAUCACAUUGUGGAGGACUUCCUGACUGACUGGACUGCUCCAAACGCACACGUCCUCCCACUGCGACGUUUCUUGGAGAAUUGCCUCAAAACUGACUUGCGCAGAUUCUAUGCAGAGUCCUGCUUUCUGUUUGCCUUCACUCACUUGAAGUUGCCUCCCUUCUGCCAGCAAGGGUACGUGAGAAAGCAAGGGCUUGUGGGAAGUGAAAAGCUUCAGCGUCACAGAGUAGCAGCAGAGCUGGUUGAGGACUAUACAGCCAUGGAGUCUUCAGAUGAACAGGAGAGUGGCACUGUGCAAUCCCACGACCAGCUGCUGAAAGGUGCCAAGAUAUCCAGUCAUCAGCUGCAGCAUCUUAUGAGCACCAAGGAUGAAUUUUAGCCUCUACUCAACUGUUUUGAAAUUCACAAGUGUUACAGCCACAAUACCAUGGCUAAGAUCUGUGGAGAAGCUCCAACUUCCAGUAUAUCUGCUUGGGUUCCUCCCUAUUCCUAGAUGAGGACCCCAUCUCAUAUGUACCAUGUUCUUGCACAAACUUGCAGAUCUGUAUGAGCAUGAAUUUCUAUGUUGGUUGGUGGAACCAAACAGAUGAGACUUUAGUGGGAUGCUGUUAGCCUCUGGAGGUGGGAAAUAGACAACAGAGAAGAGUGAUGAUCUCUAGGCCAGUAAGAGUGAAUAGCUAAGCCUGGCUCCUUUUAUACCAGGUAGUCAAAAUGCACUGUUACUAUAGUCAUUAGCGCAGUGUUUCUCAACCUUGGCAACUUGAAGAUGUGUGGACUUCAACUCCCAGAAUUCCCCAGCCAGACUUAUCCACACAACUUCAAGCGGCCAAGGUUGAGAAACACUGCAUUAGUGUGUUCUGUAGGACUGGCAUUCUUGUGUGCCAGCUUGCUUAUUUCAAGACAGAAUAUUCUUGCAUGUUAACAGAAUAUCUCUUCUGUUUGCACUAUGCCUCAAUUUAGUUCAGUCAAGUGUUUCCUAUUAUAAAUGUAUUUUUAAUAUUUUUUUAAGGUAAGAGUAGGUUAGGGAUACUGUUGGCACUUUAUUGCACCCUUUCCUUCAGUGCAUCGAUUACUUGGACUUCCAUUGAGUUGGAUGCAGCAAGCUGGAAAUAAUCCAAGCUCAUCUCUUAUUUAUAUAUUCUGGUUGUUUAGCAGAUAGAAUGAACAACAUUCAUACAUUUUCUCCUUCUGUUCCAGCAGAGUCUGUAACAAAAGGUCCCACAGCUCAAGCGGCGAGCAAAGCGCACAUUUUGCACGCAGAAGAUCCCUGCUUUGAUUCCUGGCACAUACUGCCUCAAUCUGAUGCCCUCCAGAUGUGUGGACUACAUUUCCCAAAAUUCUCAGCCAGCCAUUGUCAUGGCUAGAAAUUAGGGGGGAAAAUCCAGCACAUCUAAGAGCUAGCUAGCUAGGUUGAGGAAGGCUACACUAACAUUACCAAAUUAAACAACAACAAAAGUUGCAGGGUAGUUCUGCAAUCUGUGCCCUUACUGGUUAGAGAUGAUGAGAGUUGAAUUCCAACACAUUUGGAGGCACGUGAUUAGAGGAUAGAUAGUACUGAGUUAGAUAGGCCAAAUGUGUUCCUGAAUUCAUAUUAGAGAAACUAGGGGUAUUUAUAUGAGUCCUUGAUAGCACUUGUACUGGGCAUUUUUGGUUUGGUCACAUUAAAAUAUGCAAAAAUCAUGCAAUUCUGUCAUAUAGGAAAAUUUGAAUUCCUUAAUUACAAGCAGACUAUCUAAAUCUUUAUAUUCUCCUUUUUUAACUUCUGCAAUGACACCAGAGAAUCCAUUAAUUUUGUGUUGCCUUUAUCUGAUUUUUUUAAAAAAAAACAGUUGUAAUAUUUUUGUAUCUUUUCAUAUAGUCAUUUCUCUAUAUGUUUUUAAAUAAUACAUGUAGUUUAAAACCUCCUCCAGGGAAGUGGGGGGCAGGGGAUAGUUGUUAAUAAUGUUACAAACAGUAGCCCAAGUUGCCCAUCACUGCUAUUACGUGGUCAGUGUUGGAGAAGGAACUAGCUGUGUUCAGUUACUAAGCCAGAAACCAGCAUAACUCUCAUUUAAUGAUACUGAUGCAUAUCAAGCUACCUCCAUUAUUCUACCAUAUUACAUCUGUCUUCAUUCUUGCCUGUUCUUACUGUCCAGAUAUUGUCGCUGUUUCCUAAAUAUGCAUGAUCAGUACAGAUAGCAGCCUGAGUGGAACUUAAUCCACUCCAAAUUCAAGCAUGAAUACUUAAAAGAAAUUAUAAUUUGCAUGGCUGAUACUCAGAUUAAUAUGAACAUGUCAUUGCUUUGUGAGUUAGGGCUGGAUAUUAAUAUGGCUUAUUAAGCAAAGCCUGAGUUACAAAGUGUAUGGUUAUGCAAGGCUUUUUCCGAGGGUCAGACUUUGGUAUCGUUCAACAGAGAACAGUGAUACUUUGUUCUUCUCAGGCUACCAUAUACUUGAGUAGCUUCGAAAUCCCUUAUUCAUUAAACAUUCAGACAUUUAAUUCCAAGGGGGGAAAAGGCAAGUGCAGUUCCUUCAUUUUGAGAAUUAUCCUCUUUUCUAGAACAGUAUUUUUAUUAAGUUAAAAUACCUGUCAACCUCAAGCAAAUAAUUUAUGUAAAGUUAUACUGCCAGUAUAUUUUGUAUGGUUGUAUUCUUUUGGAUGAACCUUUUAAAAUGUUUUCAUUUUACCGUGAAAGCCUAACAGCAGAAGUAGUGUUUGUCUUUAUGGAGUGGGAAAGACUCAAGAUCCUUCCAGUCUUUCAGGAUAUUCUUAUGAGCUCAUAAAAAUAGUCUGAACAAAGGCAAUAUUUUGUCAGCUCUGAAGUCAAAACAAGAAAAAAAGACCAGUGUGAUAAAUUGGCUCACUGCAUUUCCCCCCACAAAUCAUUAAACAUUUUGAAUUUGACAGACAAUCCUUCCUUCACCAUCUUGAUCUGUGGCACUGCUAGCCUCAAAUGGUCUUAUUUGAGAUUUUAAGUUUUCAGUCUUAAAAGGUUUAAAAACUAAAAUUUUAAAUUACACGGUA